UAAAUGUGUGUAAGAAGAAAAUCACAACAAUAUUAUUGUACGGUCUCUCUCUCAUUUUUGUUAAUUCUUUCUCACUUGAUUUGAGAGAAAAUGGAAGAAAUGAGGAACAAAGUAGACGAGAACGGAAAAAAUACGACCGCGAAGGAAGUGACGAAGAAGACGACGAUGCUCGUUGCCGGAGAGUAUGACGAGUAUACACCGGAUGAAAUCAUGAGUCUCGUUGAGUCUUCUUCACCGACAAUGACGACGACGGAGAUCGAAGGAACUAACUUUUCCGGCGAGGGGAGUUUUAGAGUGAGGUUUAUCGACGACCCGUACGCUAUGCCGGUGGUUGUUCAGUCGUCUUCCGGUUACAUCACGAUCAAUGUCAACGAAGAAAGCUGUGGUCCGUCCUUUUCAGACAGCGACUCUUCCGUCAUGGCAAGCGUCGACGCUAGUGGUCUGUUCGGUUGCUGUUUCGAAUACGGAAACGAGAAAGGCGGCGCGUGGAGUACAAACGAGGUGAGAGCGAGUGAGUAUGAGUGGAACGACGAUAUGUUGGCGAGGUUUCUAGGCGAAGACUGUGUUUGACCGUUUUGUCGUAUUUUCGAGAAAGCAUGAUAUUUGAAGGUAGUUUGGUCAUUAACUUGGAAGGUAAUUAUGGUGAAAAAAGGUGAAAAUGAUUUACACGUUUGUUAAUAGGAGGAAGAAAAAUGGAAUAUCAGUAAAUGUUAGUAGUAGAGUAGGUCUAGUUAGUAGUUAAGUGGUUUAAUGUGACCAUUUUGGUAAUUUCGUCACACUGCGGUACUAAUUUCUCUAAUAUGGUUUUAUUUUAGGGUAUAUUUUUUAAAUAUGAAAACUACUGAACCCCUAAGUAAAAUGAAUGCUCUAUUUACAAAUCCAUCCUUAGAUUUUUACAUGUGUUAUCAUCAUCGACUCAUAGUCUAAUAAUGUACAUGGAUUAUUU
This is a messenger RNA of Arabidopsis thaliana (thale cress), 946 nucleotides long. RefSeq lists its product as uncharacterized. The record is from RefSeq and is marked reviewed. Bases 91 to 570 code for a protein of 159 amino acids. The transcript has a single exon. Lineage: Eukaryota; Viridiplantae; Streptophyta; Magnoliopsida; Brassicales; Brassicaceae.